GGGAUUAUUUUUUACCUUCGUUUGAAUGUGUCUGCUUCUGUUUUUCCCUUUCUGCAUGUAACACCUGGGUAGGAUUUGUUUUUUCUUUCUUUAGGGGAUAAACUGGCAGCUGUGCACGUUGUUUUUCUUAUUCCUUUUCUUUUAUUUCUACUGUGAGAAGUUGGAUUUAGCUUGUUUGGAGCAGCGUUGGACCAAGCAGGAGCUCAAUCACUGAGCUGAAGAGGGAGAAGACAGGAACAUUUUGGAGAACAGGACAAAGAAGGAAUCAUGGGUGUGCAAAAGGAAGAUGUGGAAAAGUUCCUCCAAGGGAACCCUGAUUUUGCUAAAAAGUACUUUGCCAAGAAGAUGACCCCUGACACCUUAUCAAAGGCGUCAGGACUCCCAGAGAAACAGAUUGACUUCAGCCAGUUCCAGGAGCUCAGUCAGUUGGAAGAGGGCCAAAUCAUGUAUGACCUGAUCAAAGACAUGCAGGAGAACAUCAACGUGGAAAAGGUGGUCUUCAAGAUCCUUAGGAGGAUCAGUGCUCUCAUCCAUGCAGACCGCUGCAGCUUGUUCAUGUACCGGCAGCGUAACGGCAUCGGAGAGCUUGCCACAAGGCUCUUCAACGUGAACACACAGGCCGAGUUGGAUGACUGUGUGGUGCCACCAGACUCUGAGAUCGUCUACCCAAUGGACUUGGGAAUAGUGGCCCACGUUGCCGUGACCAAGAAGACUAUUAAUGUGAAAAAUGUCACAGAGAACCAAUACUAUAGCCCAUUCGUCGAUGAACUCACAGAUUACACGACCCGGAACAUUCUGGCGACGCCCAUCCUCAAUGGCAAAGACCUGGUGGCCGUGAUCUUGGCUCUAAAUAAGACCACAGGACCACAUUUCACUCCUGAGGAUGAAGAUCUUUUUUUAAAGUAUCUGAAAAUUGCCACUUUGAACUUGAAGAUCUACCACCUGAGUUACCUCCACAGCUGCGAGACACGUAAAGGACAGCUGCUGCUGUGGUCUGCCAACAAGGUAUUUGAAGAACUGACAGACAUUGAGCGACAGUUUCACAAAGCCUUGUACACAGUCCGAGCCUACCUCAACUGUGACCGCUACUCUGUCGGUUUACUAGACAUGACAAAAGAGAAGGAGUUCUUUGAUAUCUGGCCAGUGUUAAUGGGAGAGCAAGCACCUUACUCCGGCCCGGUCACUCCUGAUGGCAGGGAGGUAAUUUUCUACAAAGUGAUUGAUUAUAUAUUGCAUGGAAAAGAGGACAUCAAAGUAAUACCAAAUCCUACUCCAGAUCACUGGGCCUUGUGUAGUGGCCUGCCUACUUAUGUUGCCGAGAGCGGUUAUAUUUGUAACAUUAUGAACGCAUCUGCUGAUGAGAUGUUUGAGUUUCAGACUGAGCCACUCGACAAUAGUGGUUGGACCAUAAAAAAUGUUCUAUCGCUGCCAAUCGUCAACAAAAAAGAAGAGAUAGUUGGUGUGGCCACUUUUUACAACAGAAAAGAUGGGAAGCCUUUCGACGAUCAGGAUGAGCAGCUCAUGGAGGCUUUGACUCAGUUCCUGGGCUGGUCCGUUUUGAACCCGGACACUUAUGACAAGAUGAACAAACUGGAGAAUCGGAAAGACAUUGCUCAAGACAUGGUGCUCUACCACGUCAAAUGUCGGGAUGAUGAGAUUCAGAAUAUUCUGAACACAAGAGAAGUCUACGAUUGUGAACCCAAAGAGUGUGAAGAGGAAGAGCUCCUAGAAAUCCUGAAAAAAGAUCUACCUCCACUGAUCAAGAAGUUCGAGAUCUACGAGUUCCGCUUUUCAGAUUUUAACUGCACGGAGAUGGACCUGGUGAGGUGUGGGAUCCAGAUGUACUACGAGGUCGGAGUGGUGAAGAAGUUCCAGGUUCCUCAAGAGGUGCUGGUUCGGUUCAUGUACUCAGUCAGCAAAGGCUACAGAAGAAUCACCUACCACAACUGGCGUCAUGGCUUCAACGUGGGACAGACCAUGUUUACGCUCUUAACGACGGGAAUGCUGAAGCGGUACUACACUGACUUAGAGGUUAUGGCCAUGAUAACUGCAGGCUUCCUCCAUGAUAUUGAUCACAGAGGGACCAACAACUUGUACCAAGUCAAAUCUGGCAACCCGCUGGCCAAGCUACAUGGCUCCUCCAUCUUGGAACGACACCAUUUAGAGUUUGGAAAGUUCCUCUUGGGCGAUGAGUCACUGAAUAUCUACCAGAACCUUAACAGGCGACAGUCAGAGCAUGUGAUUCAUCUCAUGGACAUCGCCAUCAUAGCUACUGACCUGGCUCUUUAUUUCAAAAAAAGAACAAUGUUCCAGAAGAUCGUGGACCUCUCACACACAUACGAGGAUGAAAAGAAGUGGGUCGACUUCAUGUCUCUGGAAACAACCAGAAAAGAAAUCGUCAUGGCUAUGAUGAUGACCGCAUGUGACUUGUCAGCUAUCACCAAGCCUUGGGAGGUGCAGAGCAAGGUUGCCUUGUCUGUAGCAGCAGAGUUUUGGGAGCAGGGUGACCUGGAGAGGACAGUACUGGAACAACAACCUAUUCCCAUGAUGGACAGAAACAAGGCAGCAGAGCUUCCAAAGCUACAGUGUGGUUUUAUUGACUUUGUCUGCACAUUUGUCUACAAGGAAUUUUCUCGCUUCCACCCACAAAUCACGCCCAUGCUGGAUGGCAUCCUGAAUAACAGGAAAGAGUGGAAUGCCAAAAAAGAAGAGUAUGAGGCUAAACUGAAAGCCAUGGAGGAAGAGAAGGCUGCUAAAGAGGCGGCCGCGCCCAGUAAAGCUGCUGCAAACAAGCCCAGUGGUGGAAGCUCAGGCUCUUCGACCUGCUCUGUGUGCUAAAAGGUCCAAAAAGCUGUGCACGCGAUUGGAGUGCUUUUGACAGACUGACUUCAGAAUCACCUGAGCAUCGCAGCAAGACAAGUCAGUCUGACCGCCAAGGAAAAAAUGCAAUAAGGUCAGGAAGACGGAUACAUGAAUGCACAGCCCCGUAGUAUUUCUUCAGAAUCCUCACCGUCCCCUUCGUAGUUAAAUAAAAAUCAAGACUCCAGGUGAUUUUUAAAUCUCAGGUUUUCACUCAUACAGUAACAGUUUUCUUAUAUUUUGGGGAUUAAUGUUAGUCCAGAUGGAAAUAUUCUGUGUGUCUGUAUGCGAGCUUGUUCAUUGUCGGACAAACUUUUAUACAGUAAUUUUUGACAGUAGUUGUGUAAUGAAGCGGAAAUUAAAACGUGUACAUAUAUGUGUAGUAAUAUCCAUGUACAGUACGUAUUAUGUAAAUAGUGAACACACUAUUUAAGUCAUUCUUUGCUGCAAAGUCACUGUAGAUUAUAUAUCAUGUCGUAUAUUGUACAUUAAUGUAAUGUUCAUUCAUUUAGCGAUAAAAGGUGGAUACAAAUAUGAUUAAACUGUUGUAAAUAUCCAAUAUUUCAAAAUGAUAACUUCAUGUCAACUUCCAGUCACGUCAUUUACAGCUGAGAGUUUGUUUAACUGGAUUGCAG
This is a messenger RNA of Larimichthys crocea (large yellow croaker), 3494 nucleotides long. RefSeq names its product phosphodiesterase 6B, cGMP-specific, rod, beta (gene pde6b). Gene Ontology annotation, molecular function: protein binding; 3',5'-cyclic-nucleotide phosphodiesterase activity. The coding region runs from base 268 to 2838 and encodes 856 amino acids. NCBI's taxonomy places the organism in Eukaryota, Metazoa, Chordata, Actinopteri, Sciaenidae. The transcript is spliced from 23 exons. The record is from RefSeq and is a predicted model, not a curated record. Gene Ontology annotation, biological process: signal transduction.